AAGCUGGAUCAAAAUGGCUGCGCCUCUGCUUCUCAGGGGCAUUCCGUUCCUUCCCCUACGGCUUGGCCGCCACAGCCUUGCCGCUGGAGCACGCUCGCCACUUCGGCACCCUUGAAGCUCCACGGCCGACUCGACUCGGCUGGACAAGCAUGUAUCCACUGCCGAAAAGACCAUGGCAGUGUUGAGCGCUCGGGAUCCCCCCUCGUACCAAAGGUGGGGUGAUCCUGAUUACCAGAAGUGGAAACAAAUGGAAGGAGAGAUUCUAAGAGAUAUAGAGGCCAUUACUUGCCUCGCUAAAGAAAUUCUCCACUCUGACAGAUAUUUGGAUGGAGAACAUCUAACAGCCGAAGAUGAGAAAGCUGUGGUAGAGAACGUUCUCAUUUACCAUCCAAACUCUGAAGAUAAAAUUGGAUGUGGGCUUGGCUCAAUAAUGUUCGCGAGUGCUAUCUGGGAGCAUCUUCUGCUGGAAUUUUGAAAAUCGCUGUGUAGUCCGUGAGUGCUUGAUGGAAGCAUCUGUUGCAAAGCUGAAAAGGUCACAUGCAAUUACUGUUGUGGUAACUGACAGGGAACAAUAAUUCUAUUUUUUUUAUAGAGUUCACAUGCAGUUACUAUUUUAGAGUGUCGGUAAGUGUUGCCAACCGUACAGAAUAGGGUACAAAAUUUUUUUUGAAUCUUUUCCCCUUUUUUUUGUACUUUUUUUUAGGAAGAAGAACGUUUGAUUGGAGAAAAGAUUCCGUAAUAGUCAUCUUCAUUUUCAUCAUUGAGGUCGAUAAUGAGUUGUGAAUCUGAAUCUGUUACAAAUGAAUCAGACCUACUAUGUAGAAGUUGUUUUAUAAUUACGAAGUAUUCUUCUUCUGUUUUGGCUGCUACAAGCUUGGCUGAAGUAUGAGAUUUUUGGGCUAAGAAGUUUGAAUUUGAACUUGAUGGUCUUGGCAGAAGAUUUUGGUUUUUGAGCCAAUUUUGAAUAGUUGGUUUUAAAAUUUCUAUGGGACAUUGAAGGAGUCCCACCAUUUUAUCUUGAAUCUUCUGGCGAGGAUAUUGAUACCGUCUUGUUGAUGGUAUUCAAGAGACCAAAUAAGGACUUAAGGUAGGAAAAUUUUGUACAGAAAAAGAAAAUGGGUGAGAAUCGUUUUUCUUUUUUUAAGGGUUUAUAAUGUUGUUUGAACAGGAUGAAAUUUUUUGAGAUUUCUGGGGUUAAUAGGUUUGGAACAGCUCUAAAGUAACUCCACCAUUGAACAAACCAGGAAGGGAUUUUUGUAGGAUCAAUAUUGAUUUUGAAAUAGAACAAUAAAGAAUGGCUAUGCUUAUGAUUUUGCACGAGAAAAGUAUUAAACUAAGCUUGUUGAUAAUUCCAGUAAUUGAAGGAUGAACAAUGAUUUAAUUUGGUUUUGAAACUGACGAAAAAAGUUUUGGAUUUUGAAAGGUAUUGACCCCAAUCUGUAGGUUGAAGGAUUUUUUGUAUCUAGUACGUUGAAUAUGCUGGGUCAAUAUGGGUUUUAUCAAGGAAAAAGUGUUUAAAUUUGGCUAACUCGGUUACUUCAAGAAUUGCUAUGUAGUAAGGUUGGGUUUUUGUCAAAUCCUAUGGUUUAAAAUGCCAACUUUGGGAAGGAAAAUUUUUGAAAUUGCUUUAGAGGGGUUUUUAUGGAAAAAUUCAUGAAAUUUUUUAAAUUACUACAACGGGGUUUUUAUGAAAAAAUUCAUUCUCUAUAGUCAAUAUGUCUUGAAAAUGAGAUUUCAAAGAAUAUUUAGAAACUAUUUUUGUAAGUUUUGUCUAAGACAAAACGAUUGAGAGUUGUUUGAAAAAAUAUUUUGAGAAAGUGUUUUUUGAAAAGAACUUUCUCCUUUCUCCAAUGAUGUGGAAACAGGUUUAGAAGGUAUACUUUUUUGGUUUUGUAGAGUCUGCACUUGUGAGAAGAAGUUCUAGAGAUUUGGAUAGUGAUUUAACCUACCACAUACAAAAAAUUUUUCACCCUGCAGAUUGGGGUCAAGACUUUUCAAAAUCCAAUACUUUUCCUGCCAGUUUCAAAACUAAAUUAAAUCACUGCUCAUCCUUCAAUUACUGGGAUUAUCAACAAGCUUGGUUUAAUACUUUUCUCAUGAAAAAUCAUAAGCAUAACCAUUCUUAGUUGUUCUAUUUCAAAACUAAUAUCGAUCCUACAAAAAUCUCUUCCUGGUUUGUUCAAUGUUGAAAUUACUUUGGGACUAUUUCAGACCUGUUAACCUUAGAAGUGUCUUAGAAAGUUUUAUUCUGUUCAAACAACAUUAUAAACUCUCAGUAAAAGAAAAAUAGUUCUCACUCCUUUUCCUUUUCUAUACAAAAUUCUGUCUAUAUUGGGUCCUUAUUUAGUUUUUUGAAUACCAUCAAUAAGACGAUAUCAAUAUCCUUGCUACUCCUUCAAUGUCCAGGAGAAAAUUUUAAAACUAGCUGUUCAAGAUUAGCACAAAAAUAAAAACCUUCUGCUAGGACCAUCAAGUUCAAAUUCAAACUUCUUAGCCUAGUAAUCUUAU
This is a messenger RNA of Hevea brasiliensis (rubber tree), 2508 nucleotides long. Its product is annotated as protein DCL homolog, chloroplastic. Gene Ontology annotation, cellular component: chloroplast. Lineage: Eukaryota; Viridiplantae; Streptophyta; Magnoliopsida; Malpighiales; Euphorbiaceae. The record is from RefSeq and is a predicted model, not a curated record. The coding region runs from base 173 to 475 and encodes 100 amino acids. The transcript is spliced from 3 exons. Gene Ontology annotation, biological process: chloroplast rRNA processing; chloroplast organization.